Molecule: messenger RNA, 854 nt
Organism: Colletotrichum phormii
Lineage: Eukaryota; Fungi; Ascomycota; Sordariomycetes; Glomerellales; Glomerellaceae
Exons: 1
Coding region: 138-611 (157 amino acids)
Source: RefSeq, a predicted model, not a curated record
GGCGAUAGGGGGGACAGACAGCGUGGGCGAUUUAGUCACCGGUUCGCCGACGUGUCAAACAUGGAAGCGAACCUAUCUUCGCCGUCAUGGUCCACGGAGAAUGACUCUUACGAUGUGCUGUCCUUAUCACCGCAAAUAUGGCCACUGCGGUGGGUGGGGAGACAGGUCCGGAGAGGUCCUGUUACUGGACCUGGACGGAGAACGGUGAACCUACGAUGCCCUCUUUCAAGUUCUCAACCCGACCUCUUCCGUUGAAAGCGAGCCCGAAUGGAUCGGAGACAAGAGUUGCCAACUGCCAAGCUGUCCCGAACUCUUUUGUCGAAACUCGUCGAUUAAGCUGCAAUGGUUCCCGCUUUGCGCAAUCCGAACAACUCUUUUUCUCCACCGCCCACCUAUCCGGCUCCCGCGUGACAGCUUGCUGGAGUUCGCUGCGGCCCUGCGGCCCUUUGCGAGUCUUGGCUCUCCCUCACUCCCACCCUCCCCGCCGGAUAUGCUUUUGCCCCAGAUCUUGGGUUUCAGCGCACGACUCGCGACCAGAAGUGCUUUUCUCUCCAGUGACGAAGGCUCCCGGCUCUCCCAGAGUCCCCUUUUUUUGUCGUAAUUUAGAGUAAUCGGUACGGAGUACACUCUUUUUUAGCAUCGAUUCGUACGGAGUCCGCGAUAGUCUAUCGUUAUUUCGUAAGGCGACCCAGAUUUUGAGAGCUGCCCGGUUUACCGAGGCACGGCGGACGCGGCUCCUCCCCAGUCAAUGUAGGCGCGCGUACGUAGGCGCAGGCGCAGCAGGGAAGCAACUCAGCCAGCCAGCAUUCGGCAGCAGCAGGAAAAAAAAAACGUCGACAUCUAGAGUAUGUCGG